GUUCUCCGAAUAUUUUCUUAAAUUUUUAUUUUUUAUUUCAUCAAAAUCAUUAAAAUACUUUGUCACGUCUGAAAGUUAACAAUGCCUGGACCCACUGUAGCUUAUUUUUAUGAUCAGGAUGUAGGAAAUUUCCAUUAUGGUCCUGGACAUCCUAUGAAACCAUACAGAAUAGCUCUUACUCACGCCCUGGUUCUCAAUUAUGGCUUGUACAAGAAGAUGAAAGUGUAUCGUCCUUAUCGGGCCACAUUUCAUGACAUGUGCAGAUUCCACUCUGAAGAAUACAUCGACUUCUUGAGAAGAGUCACACCUCAGAAUCAACAGGGCUUCACCAAGUCACUGAGUGCUUUUAAUGUCGGAGAAGACUGCCCAGUCUUUGAUGGACUCUUUGACUUCUGUGCCAUGUACACUGGUGCAUCUUUGGAGGGAGCUGUCAAACUUAACAAUGAUCAUUGUGAUAUCGCUAUAAACUGGUCAGGAGGAUUGCAUCAUGCCAAAAAAUACGAGGCCUCGGGGUUUUGUUAUGUCAAUGACAUAGUGAUAUCAAUAUUAGAACUUCUCAAGUACAAUUCACGUGUGCUGUAUUUAGACAUAGAUAUUCACCAUGGUGAUGGGGUACAGGAGGCUUUUUACCUUACGGAUCGUGUCAUGACAUGUUCCUUCCACAAGUAUGGAAACUUCUUUUUUCCAGGAACAGGUGACAUGUAUGAGCUGGGUGCGGAAAGUGGUCGUUACUAUUCACUGAAUGUACCGCUCAAGGAAGGUAUUGAUGAUGCAACAUACAUGCAGGUGUUCAAGCCAAUAGUUCAGGCUGUAAUGGACUUUUAUCAGCCAACAUGUGUUGUCCUACAGUGUGGAGCUGAUUCUCUUGGCAGUGACAGAUUAGGCUGUUUUAACCUCAGCAUCAAGGGACAUGGGGAAUGUGUUAAGGUGGUGAAAAGCUACAAUAUUCCAAUGCUGGUUCUAGGAGGAGGGGGAUAUACAAAGAGAAAUGUAGCCCGGUGCUGGACAUAUGAGACGUCAGUUUUGUUGGAUGACGAACUUAGCAAUGAACUACCUUACAAUGAAUACUUGGAAUAUUUUGCUCCUGAUUUUUCGUUACAUCCAGACAUCUCAACAAAACAUGAAAAUCUCAAUACAAAACAGUACCUGGAUCAGAUUCGGUCGACAAUACAUGAAAAUAUGAAGUGUUUGAUCCAUGCUCCAAGUGUCCAGAUGCAGGACAUCCCGUCAGACCUCCUGAGUCUGGAGGACAACGAGGAGCCAGAUCCAGACAUUCGGGACAACCAGGACGAACUGGACAAAAGAAUUGAGCCUGACAAUGAAUUUUAUGAUGGUGAUAAAGACAAUGAUAAAGAAAAUGGAGAUGGAUUUCUGGACGUUUGAUUCAACAGAAUAAGUGUUUGAAGAUAUCAAAGUGCUCCAGUCUAUAAAGACAGCAUCAAAGUAGUGCCAUUAAAAGCAAACUGACAUCUACCAACCACAAAUGAAGAAGAUUAUUUGUUGUAUUGUGUUGGCUUUACUGUUUCAAAAGAAUAUCAUAUUAAGCUACUAAGAGACAAAAUGUGUUGGACAUGGCUAUUUUGUGUUGAGUUUACUAUCCGAAGGCUUAAAUUAAUGGAAAAUAAUUUGUUGUUGUAUGAGUUUACUUUUAAAAGACAUUGGAGCAGGCUCCAUUUUAAAAACAAAAUGGGAGGGGUGUGUGGUCAAAAAAGCUGAUGCAAAGCUCUUUCCGGUAUGGAUAUAAAAUGUAAGUAAAACUUGCAGACUGACCGUUUUGAAAUGAGACACAAAUUUCAGAUCAGAAACAAGCAGCAAUAGCAUAUUGUACAGUUAUCUAGUUUAAAUUAAAAAACAAACUAGCAUGCUGGUGAUCUUGUACAGGAGAGGAUUUACUGUGCAAAUGAAAGGCGUGACAGCUGGCUGUAUUGAAGUAUAGAUGUGAAAUUUGUGGGGGUGGGGGGAAAACAUGUUGCCUUUGACUCGGUCAAAACAGUGCUGUUGCUUAUGGUUAUUAGACAAAGCAUGGCAGCAUGGUGCCUUUGUGACAUAAACUGCAUUCUCGUGGGCAUCUCAAUAUUAAGCAGCUUAAAAGGAAUGCAGUUUAAAGCACAAAAUAUGGCAGCAAAUGAUUGUAAUGUGGAUGUGAAGUCACACAAGUGGUGAUCUUUAGUGUUGUAAUGUGAUGAGUCUGUUUGUGCAGGCGUGUGGGCAUUUGUUUAUGAUUGUUCAACUCCACUGCAGAGAUGAAUAAUGGAAAAAUACUUACAUUUCAUUCUCAUUGAAUGCAUUUAGUUUAUGUCUCAACAUGUAUUUAAAACAUCCUUUACUUUAUUUCUUUUUACUUUUCAUGCCACAUCUAUUAAUUUGGACCAGACUUAUGGGAUAGCAGAGUAACAAUGUUGAUUUUAUACUUUACAAUUAUCAUUUAAAAACUUUAGUCACUGACAGGACAUUCCUGUGCUAUCAUUUUGGUUUUGUACACAACACUUUUUUUUUUUUAAUGUUAUAUUUAACAAAUGGUACCAAAAAAAAUUUCUUUUUAACAAUUUGUUUUUUUAACUUUAAAAAAAUAUAUUGAUAUGUGAAAAUAUUCUCUUUAAAAUGAAACCAGCAGUUAUUUUGAAAGGUGUGAAACUAACCUGAGAAAAAUGUGCAUCCCAUAGCUCAUUUAGUUGGUUUGAGUUUGAAUGACAUUGGUAUUCGAAUUCAUUUUGCAUUAAUCGACAACAACAAUAAACUGGUAUAUGAUGCAUCCAUUUUCAGAACUUUGAAUAACUUUUAUUGCAAACUUGUAAAUUGGGGGAGGGGGGGGGGGGGAUCAGGAUUAUUAAUGAAUCGGUGUUUGAAGAAAAUGUCUAAAUAAAUAAAAUUACAAUGAUUUAUUUAUUGCAUAUGAGGCAAAAAUGAUGGGGAAAGAAAGUCCUGUCAUCUACCUAUAAAUACUUUUUGUUGGGAGGAGGAAUACAGGGCAAGCUCUGGGUGAGCAGAAAAAUUCGCCAAAUCAUCUUAUUUAAACUUCAAAAUUUUCUAAUAAAAUAACAAUUAUUACAUAAAAUUUAUUUGCCAAAUUAAAAUAAAAUUUGCCAAUUAUUUUUAAAAUUCACAAUUGGCGAAUUUGGCAAGUGCCAGAGCCAGCCCUGGAAUAGAUGUGCUAUGUUACAUUGGAGUCAGGGUUAUAGCAUGUUUAUGUUCAGUUUUAAUCAUCAGCAAAUUAUAAAUUAAAAAGUUAAUCUCAGCAUCUCUCAGAUCUGGUCACCAGUUAGUUUAACAAUCAUAUAUUUGAUUUAUUGCCACUGGUUUUGUACAUAUGAAACAGCUUGUAUUUGAAAUGCUUGCCGUAUGUAUUGUUUGUGAAUCUAGAUAUUUAGUUUAAGCCAUAUGUUUUUAUAAACAUGGGUCUGGUUGUUUCUGUUGAGCUGGAUUGAGACCUCCGAACCCCAACAAGAAAACAAAAAGGAAAAUUCAACUUCUGCAUUUGGCUCCAUUAAUGUUUUGUGUUUUACUCCAUUUGUCAAGAACUAUAAGUGAAACUUUGUUUGUGGUUACAUGUUUAAAAUAAUAGUAAUUUUUAUUUCUUGUAAAGAACAAGAUUAAUCAUGAAUGUUACAUCACAAAUCAUUUCUUUAUUCGUGGAAUUGGUGUACGCUAGGCAAGACAUUUAAUUCCUAUUAUUAUUUAAUAAUUGAGAAUAGAUCAUGCACAUUCAUUUCAUUCCUUUGAUAUGUCAUUCUUCAGUAUAUUGUUACUGCCUUUUCAUUGUUGUUUUACAAUGUAUUAAAAAUAACGAUGAUCGACUUAUUGUCUCAAUGAUUGAUUAUAAUCGAAAAUUGAUUUGGUUUAGUUCUACCAAUGUGAUGAUCGAUCAUAAAAAUCCAUAAUCGAGUGUGGGAAAAUAUUAAAUUUAAGUGUGUCGCCAGUUAAGAAGAUGAAAGUGAUGUAAAUAUGUUGGGAUUGGUGUUUGUUUUUAUAUGUACAUAAAGAAAACAGAUUAAAUAGUUAUGAAAGGUAAAACUAGCAAUUUGUAAGUUCUAGAUCUUGGUAAUCUUGGAAAUAGAUACAUGGCCCUUUAUAAUUCAAAUCAUUCUUUGUUCAUAUAAUUCUAAUGGAAUAUGGAAUCAAACGUUGAUCAGUUGGUGCCAACUGAUUAUAACCGAUGAUGAAAUUCCAACCAAUUCCCAACACUAUAGACUUGCAUCAAGUUGAUGUUGUAUCAAGGGACCUGACCAUAUUUUUUAACAGCUGAAACAUGUUUAUUAAAACUAAUUGUACUUGUAUUUUGCAGUUGGUAAACAGUGUUAUAAAAUGGGAAGCUUUCAUCUAACAAAGAGGUGAACAAUUAUUUUUAAAUAAUUUAAAUCUGAAAAAAUUACAGUAUAUUGGUGGCUUUAAUUACAGUCUAUUGGUUCAGAUUCAUUAUGUUUUGCAUUAUGGUUCAUUUCGCUAAAAUAAAAACAAUUUAUAUUUGUUUCAUUCACAAAAGAUUUUUAUGUAUGUAUAGGAAAAAAGAAUCUCAUGUUUAAUGUUGUCACUUUUGUCAGUAAUUUUGUUUUUGUUAUUUAUGUAUAUUUUUUGCAACUUGUUAUGUAGUGAAAGCUAACAUUGCUUCAUUUAAUAUUGUCAUCCAAUGUUUUUAACAAAUCGGUAACCAUGUAAUAAACUAAACACAAAAG
Messenger RNA from Gigantopelta aegis, 4670 nucleotides. Its product is annotated as histone deacetylase 3-like. Gene Ontology annotation, molecular function: histone deacetylase activity. The coding region runs from base 82 to 1383 and encodes 433 amino acids. The transcript is spliced from 14 exons. The record is from RefSeq and is a predicted model, not a curated record. NCBI's taxonomy places the organism in Eukaryota, Metazoa, Mollusca, Gastropoda, Neomphalida, Peltospiridae.